AGAUGCCAUAGAUUUCACCAAUAAGACAUCAAGAGAAACCACCCAAGCUGCAAGACUAACAAAACAAGAUACCACACGAAAUCUGAACAUUGCGGCAAUAGAAGAGACAGAUGAUGAAUCUCAACAUAUCCAUCUAAAAGUCACUGGACCAACAAGUUGUGCUAAAAUUCCACACCACAAUGAUGAAAUUCGAUGCUAUGAUGAAGACAGAAUGGAUGGUAAAGCUAGGGAAAAGCAAGAGCAAAGAAUAAACAAAUUAACAAGAGUGGCAACAAGAAAGACAAAGACUAUGAACCAGGAAAGAGUUGUAAAUCCAAAAGAGUACCGGAAUGUGCAACCGCAAUAA
Molecule: messenger RNA, 346 nt
Organism: Acaulospora morrowiae
Lineage: Eukaryota; Fungi; Glomeromycota; Glomeromycetes; Diversisporales; Acaulosporaceae
Source: the annotation of a GenBank genome assembly